This is a messenger RNA of Monoraphidium neglectum, 486 nucleotides long. Its product is annotated as uridylate kinase. The record is from RefSeq and is a predicted model, not a curated record. Lineage: Eukaryota; Viridiplantae; Chlorophyta; Chlorophyceae; Sphaeropleales; Selenastraceae. Gene Ontology annotation, biological process: UDP biosynthetic process. The coding region runs from base 1 to 486 and encodes 161 amino acids. Gene Ontology annotation, molecular function: UMP kinase activity. The transcript has 5 exons.
AUGUAUGACGCGCUGCGGCGGCAGAAGCUCGGCGGCGACGGGGCCGCGGACGGCGAAGUAACCACGCCCAAGUACAAGCGCGUCAUGCUCAAGGUCUCGGGCGAGGCCCUGGCCGGCAGCCGCGGCUUUGGGCUCGACCCCGCGGUGCUCGAGCUCAUCGCCCGCGAGAUCAGCGAAGCCCACGCCAUGGGCGUCCAGGUGGCGUGCACGAUCGGCGGCGGCAACUACUGGCGCGGCGCGGACGCGUGGGACGGGAUCGAGCGGGCGACGGCCGACUACGUGGGGAUGCUGGCCACGGUCAUGAACGCCCUCAGCCUGCAGGCGGCUCUUGAGAAGCUGGGGGUGCCGACGCGGGUGCAGACCGCCAUUGAAAUGAAGGAGGUGGCCGAGCCCUACAUUCGGCGCCGCGCCAUCCGCCAGCUCGAGACCGGACACGGGCAAGCAGCCCGCGCCGCGGGGGCGGGGCGGCGGCGGCCCGCGGUUUGA